Molecule: messenger RNA, 1212 nt
Organism: Mesocestoides corti
Lineage: Eukaryota; Metazoa; Platyhelminthes; Cestoda; Cyclophyllidea; Mesocestoididae
Source: the annotation of a GenBank genome assembly
AUGUGUCGGUGCCACCUGCUCCUCGUCAUCCUCCUCCUCCUUCUCCUCCCCAACUCCACCGUCUUCGCGUUUUACAGCAGCGACGUGAAAGAGUCCAUCGGGGGCCUCAUCACGGAUGCGCAGGUUUGCGAGGAGCGGCGUCGCAUCGACAAGGAGACGAUUCCACAGAUUAAGAACGAGCUGACGGUUUCUAAUUACUCCACUCUGCGCAUCGCCUGUCCCACGGCAAACCUCACCUUCACCCAGAACACGACAGGCUACCAGUCGCUUGUGUGCAACCUCACUUACCAAACCGACACCCCCCUGGCUGUGUCUUUUGACACCGACGUUCACCAGAUCGCCUCAUUGGCGGAACCGUUUUGGAUUUACCUGGCCCCGGGGAGUUCUGUGAUGACCCUUACAAUGCCAAUCCGACGUACCCAGAUGGGCAGCACCUACUUAAAGAUCUGGGUGAGGCAGGCUAAGCCUGGAAGACAAAGCGAAUCCCUCCACACAUGGGACCGAUAUAAUGCCACCCUAGUGGCGCAGUACACUGACUGGUUGGUGAACGGGACGGCAGCGUACGAAGCCGGCUCGCCCUCAGUGAUGGGAUUCCACCUGAAGGUGCUGCGGGCGAGGGGCCUGCUAGAGGUCAUCUUUCGUAUUGUCGUGGCUGUUCUGGUGUGUGGCUUAACGUUGCUUAUGGGCUGUGAGUUAGAUGCCUUAUUGAUUUGGCGACACCUCAAAAAGCCCGUGGCUCCUCUCAUUGGUUUUCUCUGCCAAUUCGGACUUAUGCCUACCAUCGCCUUCGGCAUCGCAUCGGUUGUACCAAUCAAAGCAGAGUUCGGGUUUGGUCUCCUAACAACGGGCUGUUGUCCAGGCGGUGGUGGAUCGAACAUUUGGACACUGCUGCUGCACGGCGACCUCAAUCUCAGCAUGACGAUGACCUUCGUUAGCUCCGUAUUCGCACUGGGCAUGAUGCCACUGAUGAUUUUCAUCUACGGACGCUUCUUCAUUGACGGGGGCGCCAUCAAGAUUCCGUAUCUCGAAAUCGCCGGUCAGCUGUGCUACAUCGUGGUUCCCGUCCUCAUCGGUAUGUUCAUCAAGUGGAAGUGGAGGGCGUGCGGUACACGCGCCGCGCGACUCCUCCAGCCCCUCGCCUUCGCCUUCCUCGUCACCAUCAUCGGCUUCGGCACCUACGUGAACCUACCCAUCUACCGCCUCAUGGGCGAG